AUGUUUCAGAAAAAUCCCAUAGUUAAGCCUUUUGCUAAUCUGAAAAACUCGGAAAGAAGGAAGAUCAUAAAGAGCACGAUUGCUUCUUAUAACCUUCCAGAAGAUGUGCUGAGUCUGGAAUUUGUCAAUGAGCAUCUUUUUCCUAAGGUGAUUCAGCAUGCAGUAUUCAAGAGUUCUCCUUCUAAUUUUCGAGGAAGUGUCUAUGUUGAUGUACAGACAGGAAAGGCGGUUUGGUUUGAUACUAGGGAUUCUGGAAGAUUGAUUCCUACACUCUAUACCUUAUGGAAAGCACCGUUCUUAUUACCUAUAGUGUACACUCAUAUGGGAGUCGUUGAUCAUUUGAGCAAUGGGGCCAACCUAAUGAUUCGAGGAUGUAUGCCUCCGUUUGAUGGUCGAGCCGAAAAAGGAGUUCUAGUGGCAGUGUCUGUGAUUGAACGCCCCAAAGUUAUGGUGGCCGUUGGUUACUGCAGUAUGGAUCUCUCGAAGAUCACGGAGAUUGCUGAUAAUACUGCCGGUGUUGCCGUCAGCAUUGUUCAUGUCUACAAAGAUAAGUUGUACAAGUUAGACGGCAAGCUUGAGGAGGAUGUAUUACCAAAAAAUGAGGACAUUGAUAUGCCUACGAGUAUAGAAGAAUUGGAGGAGUUGAGGAAUGCCGGUGGUGAAAAGUCAGAACAAGUCGAAGAUACUGCCGAACUCGUUGCUGAGAGUCAUAUAGAUUCUACUUUCUCUCUAUCUACAGAGGAAGUAGAUGAUUUCUUCGUUCGUUCUGUUCUCUAUAGCAUCACUCAAGACAAAAUAGAUCUUCCGAUAGAUGCGUCGAUCUUUAUGUCUGCUCAUAUCCUCAAGAACCUUCCACCUGUAGACUCUGAUCUUGUCAAUAUGAAGAAAACAUCCUGGAAAAAAGCUCAUAAGUUCCUCAAAGCCAUGGAGAAGCUAGACCUUGUGAAGUUGAAGGGAAAAGGUGAAGAUGUUAUCGUGGUGAGCGUGGCGGACAAAUCCAAUCAAAGAGUGGCGAAAUUUGAACCCUACAGAGUCAAAAAGCAUUCGUCAAGGCCAGUCAAAUGCUCUUCUUCUUCUGUCACUGUCCAGCAGCUCUACAAGCCGAAAUCCUCUACUCGUGAGCUCUUCAACAGACUGAACAUGGAAUACGACCGAUACUACGAAGAACAUGAAUUGAAAGAGCUCGUAGCCGAUUAUAUCCGUCAAUUUAGACUUGCCAGAGAGCAGUAUCCUAAAUUGAUUCGAAUUGACCCAACUAUGAGCGAAAUGGGUGUCAAAGGUAUUAAGCAAACGAUCAAUUCUGCAGAGAGAAGUGGUGUAUUUGCCAUGAUCAUAGGCAAAAGUUCCAACUUCCAACAGUUCUACAGAAUAGUGAAAAAUGGCGAUAAUGGAGAAGACAAUGGACGUACAAGUAAAAUGAAAAAAGGGUCUCCUCCAAAAAUUACCGUAUUGAUUGAACAGGUUAGAGGAAGACGUAAAAUUAUGACAAGAAUCAGCGGAUUGGAAAAAUACUAUAUACAACCCGAGGAGUUGGCAUCUGUGCUCAAAGUUAAAUGCUCUGGUUCGGCCACCAUCGGCGAAAAGCCUGUGACCGGCUUAGCUGAGGUUUCUGUGCAGGGAUCGCAUGAAAAAGCCGUUGAAGAGAUCUUGGUUAAGCAGUAUGGAUUGAAAUCUUCGUGGAUAGACGUGACAGACAAGUUAAAGAAGCAAAGAAGGAAGUAA
Molecule: messenger RNA, 1722 nt
Organism: Brettanomyces nanus
Lineage: Eukaryota; Fungi; Ascomycota; Pichiomycetes; Pichiales; Pichiaceae
Exons: 1
Coding region: 1-1722 (573 amino acids)
Biological process (GO): formation of translation preinitiation complex; translational initiation
Molecular function (GO): translation initiation factor activity
Source: RefSeq, a predicted model, not a curated record